CUCCGCUAUGACGCGUGCGUCGUGUCUUUCGUACAGAGUAUUUUAAACCUAGUCAGUAUUACUUCCCAGUUCAAUUUUGUAUCGAUCAAAACAGCAUUGAUGUCUCAAGUGUAACGUUAAUGAUGUUAACUGCGGGAAGAUGCAAUGAACAUUUAGGACUGUAGAAAACUUGAUUGUAGUGUUUAGGUUCGUGAAAAAAAAAUCAUUUAAGGAUUUAUAUUCCAUACCAAUGUUACAGUAAUGUCGGAACGGAUGUUUGUAUUGAACGAGAUAUUUAUGAAGCAGGACACCUAAGUCAGUUUUAUUGACUUUCACUUAACAAGAAAAAAAAGACAGACAUGACCACCGGAACAGAUUCCACCGAAGAUCCUCCCACCGAGAAGAAAUCGGGUGAUAUGACGGCAACAUUUGUUGAUAAAGAGAAAAAUGCAAAGCUUUAUACUGAAGAAUCGAACAGUGACGCAGACGACAUAACCUUGGUCGUAGAGACUGCAGAUCUUUUGAGCAAACAGAGUAUACUUCUGCUGAAUUGUGCAUGGUAUGGGCUCAGUCUCAUGUUUCUGCUGAUGUCUGUAGAAGUUGUUCCCGCACAGAUACAGUCUUUGGUUGGACCUGCAGCCAAAGGGCGUUGGCUCGGUGGAAUGGUGGCUUGUGGUGCAGCCGUGACGUUUUUUGUCUCACCUAUAAUUGGAAUGCAGAGCGACAGAUCAACAUUCAAGUUUGGAAAACGUCGUCCCCUGAUGUUUCUGGCAACCAUAACGUUAUGCAUCGGUUUAAUCGGCAUGGCUGUUACCGCACCUGAAAUUUCAAUGGCGCAGUUAAAUCGAGUCACGAGUGGAAAUGAAACUGGAAAGCUUCAGUGUAACAAGGACCUUGUUGCCCUUAGGUGUGCUCCUUACUGGAAUGCUUCAAAAGACAACCCCAUAGACGAAAACAAGGAAGGAGCCCAACAACCAAACUCUGUUGUCAUGCAACAAAAUUCAUUUGGUGAUGGUGAAGGGGUCCAGGUAUCUAAUAGCGGAAGUAUAGGUCUAUACAUAAUAUUCUACUUAAUAGUGACGUCAGCUUUUGCUGGUGUCACAGUACCAUACAAUGCUCUUAUUGCGGACAAGUCGCAUCCUUCCCAAAGAGGUUUAAAUUCCGGUGUCAUGGCAGCCAUGAUUCUAAUUGGAAAUGUAAGCGGUGCUGCCGUGGGAACUUCAUUUACGCAUAUUGGUGUUAUAGGUGCCUAUUCCAUAUCGAUUGCCAUUGUUCUGAUAACGCUUGUGAUCACAAUUUUUGCGACAACAGAAGAUGAAGGAAAACAUGUUGUAGAACCGCUAGGUUGUUUAACUUUAUUCUGUGGAUUCUGGGAUCCAUUAAAAGAACAUGAUUUCCGUUGGGUUUUCAUCACACGAUUUCUAAUGCAACAAGGCGUCUCAACAGUAACAGGGUUUCUGGAGUAUUGGUUACACGAUAUGAUAGAAUUGCCAAAUUGUUGGACAGCAGCUACUAGCGUAGCCAUCAUGUUAUUACCAAUGUUGUUUGCGGCGGCAUGCAGCUCCAUCCUAUUUGGUAUCAUAUCAGAUAAAUUUGGUAGAAGGAAACCCAUCGUUAUAACUGCAGCGGCAAUCAUGAGUGUGAGUAUCGCCACUAUGAUUAUGGUGUCAGGGAAAAGUGCUUUCUACAUUGCUAUUGUUACAGCAUUUUGUUUCGGUGUUGGGUUUGGCUCGUUUCAAUCAGUGGACUUUGCUCUGGUCAUGGACGUUUUGCCACAAGAGAAAGAUAAAGCCAAAGAUAUUGCCGUCUGGCACCAAGCACUUAUCUUGCCUAACGCAUUAGCUACGCCAGUCGGCGGAAUAAUUUUGGACUACUUUCAGCAGGUGGACUGUCAGAUUGGACUCGGAUAUAUCAUACUGUUUGCCGUUACUGCCGUUUAUUUUUGUUUGAGUGGAUUGUUUGUGAUGAAGAUCAAACGUGCGCGGUAGAUACCUUGAUAAAAAGCUAUCAGUCACCAUUUUAAAGAAAAAUAUUGUAAAAAAUAAACUGGUUUUACAAUGAUGCUUUUGAAGGUUCUAUUCAGGGGCACUGUGGAAUAAAUUGUAUCUACCGUAAACGUUAUACUUUUUACCGAAAAUAAUGCGGGUACACAAGAGUACGUGUUUCUUAUUGUAAUAACUUAUGAACAAUUUGUGAAUUUUAAGAAGGUUGUAGGGAACAAUUUCAUUUAUCAAAUACUUAAAUUGUAAGCCUUUGUUACGAAUCAAUCCGUUUUGAAUAUUAAUAUAAACACUUUGUUGUCUACAAUUUCCUUGAGAAGAUUGGUUAAUAUCAUAAAUGACUGUAAGCUCGAAGAGAUUGUAUCUUAUUUUGUUUUACGGUUUGAUUAUUUUUCAAAUAGUCAUUGAAUAGAGGGCUUAUUAACCUAUAAAAAUUCUCAUUUACAGGUAAAUUACCUUUUUCAUAUGUUGUUAAGAAUAUAUUCUUUCAUGUGCGGCAGGCAAACUUAACUUCGUUAAAUUUCUACAACGAAAUUGAAUAUGAUGGCAUUGUAUACCAAAGUUUGAUUAAAAUGUUCAGGCACUCCACUUAAUACCUCUAUUUCUGGGCACGUGCAUGGUAUUUACGUCUACUUAAUAUAUUUUCACGAUGUUUGUGUGAUAUAAUUAAAUGUUUUAAGUGUCUGUUUUACCACUAUUCAACAUUUGAGUAUAUACAAAGAAAAUUUAUAGGUCGAGAGUCAGCGGAGCAUUGUGUAUUUUCUAUUUGUCACACCUCUUAAUUAAAAGAUCAUUCUUAACUGACUUAAACUACUAGUAAGUGCUUAAUAUUAACUUGAGAAGCCUACACUAACGUAACGUAUGGAUAUUGUAUCAUGUGCGGUUUGAUUUCAUUAAACGUCAUGAAUUAGUAUUAAAAAAUUAAGACCAAAAGAAAGAAAACGACUAGAAAUAGGAUGAAAAAGGUGUCGUUAAUUCAUUUCUAGGACUAAUCUACCUUUUAAGUUAUUUUUGUUUGGCUCAGGUUCUAAGAAAAGUCAAACAGCUUAAAUAUAUCAGAUUUCUGUCAAACUUUGAAUUUUUGUAACUAUUUUCGUAGAGUUGAAAGUACUUAAAAAUGGAAUUCAGUUUUUUCUUUAAAUUUUGUAAGUAUUUUCGUAGAGUUGAAAGUGCUUUAAAAUGGAAUUCAGUUUUUUAUCGUUGGCAAAUUCAGUAUUGAAUGAAAGUCAGUUUUGGAAAGAAAACAUACUUUUAAUACCUUCACAUGCUUCCAGACGAACUUAUGACAAACUUUCGCAGUAUGUACUCAAAUGUUGAAUAAAGAUAAUACACGGCACCAAACAUUUACUUUUAUAGUAUAAUUACAUGUAUGUGUCUUUUGUCGUCAUGACAGUGUUGACCUUGUUUUGGUUUAUGAAUAAAACCGAGCGCCGUUGUGCUGAAACCAAAGUUAUGACUUUGCGACCAGUAAGGAACAUUGCACAUCCAUACUGUUCGUUCAUCCCCACAUACAUACAUACUGUAUGCUAAUCCUUACCAUACUGGACACGAUUGAUUCUACCUUUGCGACCAGUUCGCUAUUCAGCCAGUAUCUUUUUGAUAUGCACCCCUUUUAACAGUUAUUGGUUCUGUCCAAAUUUGGAAGAUGGACAAGUUCAUUUUAGAAAUUCAGCAGGGUUAGGGUUAAUCAAAAGCAGCACUUGUAUGCAACUGAUAAGCGGACUAUAUAGAACCAGAUCAGACUGCACGGAUGUGAAGGCUGACCUUGAUCCAUACUGAUCGCAAAGCCCUCUAACGUUGAUUUUCGCACAGCGGCGCUCAAAUUCACAUGA
This is a messenger RNA of Mercenaria mercenaria, 3811 nucleotides long. RefSeq lists its product as uncharacterized. Gene Ontology annotation, biological process: transmembrane transport. The transcript has 16 exons. Gene Ontology annotation, molecular function: transmembrane transporter activity. The record is from RefSeq and is a predicted model, not a curated record. The coding region runs from base 339 to 1967 and encodes 542 amino acids. Lineage: Eukaryota; Metazoa; Mollusca; Bivalvia; Venerida; Veneridae.